AUGUUUGCGAAUGACGUACUGUGUCCUUGGUAUGAUAUCGGGUUGAGUCAGUAUCAGGCAGAACGUCAGGAUACUGAAUUGGAACGAGUCUUUGAUGAGAGACACCACAACAUGUCUCAGGGUGUUGGAAUAGCAACUGAACAUCAUGGGCAGAAGAUUUUCAAGGAACCGGACACUGAGUGGCAAAAGUCUAUCAAGACUAAGAAAAAUGAAGAGGGUUAUUACAGCAAACUGAUGGGUCUUGAAGAAGAACAGCUGCUUAAAGAAGCCAGGUUGAGAGAAUCUAGUCAUCAGUUUGCUAUUCCUGGGGAAAAAAUUGUCAGUAAUUCGGUUGCCAAGGGAAUGGCACAGAAGUAUCAAGAUAAUUUACAACUAAAGAAAUUCACCACCGAAGUUGAUAUCGACUCUGAAAGAAUAAAAGAAAGUGGAAAAUAUCCUCCCAGUCCAACUGAAUCGGCAGUUCACGGCCGUGAAGUUCACAUUGCGAAAUCAAAACAAACCCAGAAAGAGGUGAAAGGCGACACGGAGAUAACCAGAAAAAUUACUGCGACUGAGACAACAGAAGUCGAGCACAAAGCUAAGACUCAUGAGCGCGUAGUUCAAGGUCAAGUUAAACCAGCAGUACCACCUGUGUUUACCAAAAAGAUUCAACCAUGCAGAGCAUUCGAGCAAGAGCAAGCCAAAUUCGAAGUCGAGUUUGAUGGAGAUCCUCUGCCAACUAUCAAGUGGUACCGCGAAGACUUCCCGAUUCAAAAUUCAUCUGACCUUCAAAUCUACACAUUCAGUACCAAGUCAGUGCUGAUUGUCCGCCAAGUGUUUAUGGAGGACUCUGGAGUCUUCUCAGUAGUCGCUGAAAACCGUGGAGGCAAGGCCAAAUGUAGCGCCAAUUUAGUUGUUGAAGAAAGAAGACGUCAGCCUGGAAGAGGUGGAAUUGUUCCACCUAGUUUCUUGACAACUAUUCAAAGUAGUUCUGUGCCAACUGGACAACUUGCCAGAUUUGAUGCUAAAGUCAGCGGUACCAAGCCUCUUGAUGUCUAUUGGCUUAAGGUACGAUCAAUUUCAAUAAAUUUAUCUUUUAAUGCGUGCCUUAAGGACGUUUCUUGGCAAAAAAAAAAAAAAACACCAAUAGGAUAUGGCUUAAGCACGAGCGCAAAAGGAUACUUUAUUGUUAAUGGCAAAAAAAUAACUGCAGACAUCAGGUACAAAACUCUAGAGGAAGAUAACACCUACACGCUUUUAAUUCUGGAAGCGGUUCCAGAAGACACUGGUAAAUACGAGUGCGUAGCAUUAAACAACGCUGGAGAAGCACGUUGCGAAGCUGACUGCAUCGUUCAUGGUGCUGAGUCGCCGUCAUCGCUAAAGCCAUCUAAACCAUCCACCCCAGGAGUUGAAAAAGCACCGACUGUUCUUGAACCACUCAAAGAUCAGACCAUCAAAGAAGGCGCCGCUGUUGCGUUUGCGUGCAAGAUCAAUGGCAAGCCAAUUCCUUCUGUACAAUGGAAGAAAGGAGACAAGAUUAUCAAGCCUUCAAAAUACUUCCAAAUGCAAAAAGAAGGUGACCGCUGUACUCUGAGGAUUUCUGAAGCUUUCCCAGAAGAUGAAGGUGUUUAUAAAUGCACUGCUAAGAAUCCUGUCGGUGAAGUAACUACUUCAGCUAAUCUUCGAAUAAAUUAUAUUAAUCGUUCUUUUUUCUUUAAAAAUUUAGCGCCUGAUAGUACAGAUGUGUUACCCAAAUUAACACCUCUGAAGGAUCAAAUUGUUAUGGAAGGACAGCCAGCUCAAUUUAAAACACAAAUUAGCCCACCAAAACUUAAACCAACUGUCCAAUGGUACCGCGAGGGUGCAUUGAUACCACAAUCUCCAGAUUUUCAGCAAAAAGAACGUAAAAAAAAUAAUAAACUUUUGGAAAAAAAUUCUGACAGAACAAUUUUUAAAUUAAGAUCAAAAUAG
Messenger RNA from Cotesia congregata, 1950 nucleotides. The record is from the annotation of a GenBank genome assembly. NCBI's taxonomy places the organism in Eukaryota, Metazoa, Arthropoda, Insecta, Hymenoptera, Braconidae.